Messenger RNA from Schistocerca gregaria, 1143 nucleotides. RefSeq names its product glyceraldehyde-3-phosphate dehydrogenase-like. The record is from RefSeq and is a predicted model, not a curated record. Gene Ontology annotation, biological process: glucose metabolic process. Lineage: Eukaryota; Metazoa; Arthropoda; Insecta; Orthoptera; Acrididae. The coding region runs from base 93 to 1118 and encodes 341 amino acids. Gene Ontology annotation, molecular function: NAD binding; oxidoreductase activity, acting on the aldehyde or oxo group of donors, NAD or NADP as acceptor; NADP binding. The transcript has 4 exons.
AUUCUAUCUUCUGGUUGUCUAACAGUGAUAGUAGCAGACGUUGACUAUUUCUGACUCAUUACUCGUGUUUCGUGCUUUAUAUCAAAAGGAAAAUGUCUCACCGUGCAAAAAUUGGUAUUAAUGGAUUUGGUCGUAUUGGCCGUCUUGUUCUGCGUGCUGCCUUAGCAAAGUCAGACCAAGUGGAAGUUGUAGCAGUUAACGAUCCUUUUUUACCCAUUGAUUAUAUGAAAUAUUUGUUGACAUACGAUACUGUUCACGGGCGCUUCUCAGGAGAGAUAUCGGUGAAUAAUGACGUCCUGAUAGUGAAUGGGCACCAUAUUAAAGUUCAUAAUUUCCGCGAGCCCAGUGAAAUCCCAUGGUCUAAGUCGUCGGCUGAAUACGUAGUCGAAUCAUCUGGUGUGUUCACGAAGAGGGAGAAGGCCAGUGAACACUUGAAGGGUGGUGCCAAGAAGGUGAUCAUAUCGGCGCCAUCGGAGGACGCACCGAUGUUUGUGAUGGGAGUCAAUGAAGAAACGUAUGAUCCAUCAGUCCAUCAAGUGGUUUCGAAUGCAUCAUGCACGACGAAUUGCCUGGCGCCGCUAGCAAAGGUUGUGCACAAGAAGUGGGGAAUUGUCGAGGGAUUGAUGACAACCAUUCACUCUGCGACAGCGACACAAAUGGUGGUAGAUGGUCCGAAUAAGAAGAAUCGUCGAAUAGGACGUGCGACGGGACAGAAUAUCAUUCCAUCGUCGACAGGUGCAGCGGUGGCGGUGGGAAAGGUACUGCCUGAGCUGAAUGGAAAGUUGACAGGUAUGUCAUUCCGCAUACCGACGUUGAACGUCUCGGUGGUUGACUUGACGGUGAGACUGGAGAAACCGGCUAGCUAUGACGAUAUCAAGGCUGAAAUAAAGAGGGCAUCGGAAAACGAGCUCAAGGGGAAGUUGGCAUACACAGAGGAUGAGGUCGUGUCCAGCGACUUUUUAGGCGAUUCCAACUCGUCUAUAUUCGACGCUGGAGCCGGAAUAUCCUUGAACAACCAGUUUGUGAAGUUGGUGUCGUGGUACGAUAACGAAUGGGGCUACUCAUGCAGAGUGGUAGACUUGUUAUCUCAUAUGGCCAAAAAAGACAAGUCCGGAUAGACACUGGGUAUAUGAGGUGGCAUAG